This is a messenger RNA of Sycon ciliatum, 2304 nucleotides long. RefSeq names its product Golgi SNAP receptor complex member 2-like. The coding region runs from base 426 to 1061 and encodes 211 amino acids. NCBI's taxonomy places the organism in Eukaryota, Metazoa, Porifera, Calcarea, Leucosolenida, Sycettidae. Gene Ontology annotation, molecular function: SNARE binding; SNAP receptor activity. The transcript has a single exon. Gene Ontology annotation, cellular component: ER to Golgi transport vesicle membrane; Golgi apparatus; endoplasmic reticulum membrane. Gene Ontology annotation, biological process: vesicle-mediated transport; vesicle fusion. The record is from RefSeq and is a predicted model, not a curated record.
UUGAUUUGAAAAUAAUUGCCAUCCUCAUCGAAAGAAAAUCUCAUGCUGAAUGAAGUCAGUGAAGCUUUUUGACACUUGUCUUUCUCUGGUCCCAUAAAACGCCGAGCACUGUAGGGAGCACGGUCUUCCAUUCCACGUUCGGCCUAUCCAGCUGUUUUAUUUGUUGUGAAUUGAUGAUUGUAAUUGCGGAGAAUUGAAUUUCAAGCUCAUAGUACUGUAGGAGGAAUCGGCAUCAGCUAUUGAAUGGAGUAACCGACGGGCUGGAUGUGCCGACUGGGACAGUGAUAGCUAAGCUGCGUCCGUGUGUCUGUGUAGGCAUCAACGGAGCUGGCCACGACUGUAGAUAGUGAAUCAGGCCGGUUGUGGAGUUGGGCGUAUAAUAUUUAUUUUGCAAUCCGAAUUUGGAAUUUUUUGCUACUGUCGCCAUGGACGACACACUGCAGCGUGCCACUAGACUGUUGACCCAUCUUCAAUAUCAGUACAGUAGCAUCCUGUCGGGAAAGGCGGGUGGCGGAGCCGACGGGGAUUUCCCUCGCGACCUGGAGCAACUGGCCAGCAUGUGCGAUCGGCUGGACACGCUACUGAACAAGGAGCCACUGGCUCGGCGGCAGACGUGCAAGGCGCGCGUGGAUCAGAUCCGCUUCGACUACCAGACGUUGGCGCGCAACUACGAGUCGCACCAUCGGCGGCUGGCCGCGCACGAGCGCCAGACGCACGAGCGCGAGGAGCUGAUGGCGCGGCAGUUCACGCGCAACUCGCAGGAGACCAGUCUGUUGCUGGACAGCGCACUGCGUGAGAACACUUCGCUGCAGUCGAGCACGCAGGGCCUGGACGACCUCAUCGGCCAGGGACAGAGCAUUCUGAGCAAUCUGCGCGACCAGCGCUCCAUACUGAAGAACGCGCAGCGCAAGGUCCUGGACGUGAUGACCUCACUGGGCCUGAGUAACACGGUGAUGCGACUCAUCGAGCGCCGCAGCUCCCAGGACAAGCUGAUCAUGUUCGGUGGCAUGCUGGCGGUGUUGCUCUUCAUGUUCUUCUUCUACCGCUGGUAUCACAGCUAGACCCACCUCCUAUGAUGUCAUUGUACUAGGUCAGUUAAGUAGUGUGUGUGUGUGUGUGUGUGUAUGCGUAUGACAUCAUCAAAUGAAUGAUGAUAUCAUCGGUGCGCACAUGGUGUGCGCAUUCCCUUGGAGGGAAUGUCCAGGGGGAGUUUCCUCGUCUGCAGCCCACUCACACACACUGGAAAUGGAUAGUGAGAUGGUGUGUGUGUGUGUUUAUGUGUGGUUGUGGGCGUGUGUGUGGUGUGCGUGUAUGUGGUGUGCAUGCGUGUGUGUGUGUGUGUGUGUGUGUGUGUGUGUGUGUGUGUGUGUGUGUGUGUGCGCGUUGCAGCGCUGAGGCUGUGAGCGUACUGUGAAGGAAAUUGGUGGAACAUCGAUGUACACGAUGGCCACGACUAUAUCUGUAUCCAUGCUUGACUAUAGAUGUGCUGGCUUGCUGGCAAGCAGCAUCUCUCAUUGCAACUGCACCAUUAUUAUAGACUAUAGACUAUAGAGUGUUUGCCCUGGAGACCUACAAUUACCGAUCGGCUCCUACGGCUGCUGCUGCUGAGUAACUUAUGUGGCUUGACUGGCUUUGAAAAGCAGAAUCCACAUCGCUAUUGUUGCCAUUGCUGGUAAUCGACUGACUCCGCGCCGUCACCUGCGGCCUGCUCUCACGUGAUGCUGUGUUUUGUGAAUAGCAAAGUGAGGACUGCCAGUACACCUGUCUUGCACUGCCACCCCUGACUUGAACCCCCCUGGCCUAUUUACCCAGCUGUCGUCAUCGAUGCUGCAGAGCUUGUGCAGACAUGCCAGUACCGAAUGAUCUUGAUUCACUGCCAUGCCGGUUAUCCCCACUGCAGUGGUGUGUUUGACUGCAGUGGUAACAAGCUGGAUCUGUUUGAGCUGAUAGUGAUGGUGUUCCGUCAUCAUCCCCCCCCCCCCCUCCCCCUCCCGCACAUUUAUUUUAUUCGCCAUUUUGAUUGAGACCCAUCUUCUCCCCUCCAGACACGCCAGUAUGGUUCUGGCCUGUUUUUCUGGACCAUGGACGGCAGUGUCCUUCGUUGACAGUGCAGAGUUUCGUUGUUUUUUUUUAGUUUCUGCUGUGUGUUGACAAAAUUUAAUAUUUGUCACGGCUAUUAUUCUUCCCAUGCUGCCUUCUACCAUGCAUGUACAUGUAUCUUAUAUUAUGGAUAGUCUCCACUUCCUCCAACAUGGAAUACCUGUUUUUGAAGUUGUGUUCCAAUAAUAUGGACUGGUACAAGGA